AGCGCCAACACGCAUUGUGACUUUAUCAGCAAUAUUUACUACCAUGUCGACCCAGUUUCUUAGCCUUAGAGCAAUUGUUUUGCUGGUGAUGAUUCUACAUUUGAGCCAAGUGCAGGCAGCGAACAAUAAUGCAAAACCUGUGGCCCAAGUGCCCCAACCCACUCAAGCCUCACAGACAACCAAGCCCCCAAAAAUCCAGGCUGCAAAAUGCUUGCAACCCUUGGAUCCAGGUCCAUGUCGCAUGAGCUUGGAGCGUUAUUACUACAAUAAGGAUAAGAAUGCCUGCGAGACUUUCAAAUUUGGUGGCUGUCGAGGCAAUGAUAAUUGUUUUGGCUUCAAACAGACCUGCGAAGAGGCUUGUCUAGUGAAGAAAUGAAAGUGUUUUUUGAUGUAAACAGGAAAAUUAAAAAUAAUUUAAGAAAAAUUAUUGUCAAGGAUACUCAAAAACGAAAAAAUAACUAAAAGAAAAUUACACUGUUUUGAUAAUUUAUUGAAUAUCAUAGUCAAAUUGGAGAAAUUUUUCAUUUUCAAAACUUUUUAGUUUAUGGGCAAUACAAAUGGGAGCAAAUUUUACCAUUUAAAUUAAAUAAAAAGGCAAAUAUAAUGAAAUGCAGGUACAUACAUACAUACAUACAUACAUCAACAGAUUACAUAAUGAGAUUAAUAUCAGUUUUAAUUACAGAAAUUCUGAGAACCAUAUUUUUUGCCUUUAUAUUACAAAAAUUGUACUCCUUUUUGAGUGUAAAAUUUUCUUAAACGUUCAGUUUCUAAAAGUCUUCUAUUUGAUUCAAAUAUAAUCUAUAAUUCUUUCAAGUUUGAUAUUUUUUAUAAAUUGAAGUGAAACCCGAAUAAAUUUAUUAUUUGUUGUAAAUGUUCUUACUUAAAUUAGACUGACAAAAGCAAAUGAAAUUUUAAAAUUAAAUAAAAAGUUCGAAACCUCUUUA
Drosophila willistoni is the source of this 944-nucleotide messenger RNA. Its product is annotated as protease inhibitor. The coding region runs from base 44 to 376 and encodes 110 amino acids. The record is from RefSeq and is a predicted model, not a curated record. Gene Ontology annotation, molecular function: serine-type endopeptidase inhibitor activity. Lineage: Eukaryota; Metazoa; Arthropoda; Insecta; Diptera; Drosophilidae. The transcript is spliced from 2 exons.